GUGCGAAUACAAAAUAAAUAUAAAUGAAACGCAACUUAUCGCUCACGCAUUUCUAAAAAAAAUUACAUUUAAAAACAAACAAACAUACAUAAUAAAAAUAAAAACACACGUAACAGAACACACUAUGUGCUAGCAUGUUAGCAUGAUGUUGCUACGGAAGUAGGAAGCAGCGCUGUCAAAAGCGCACCACGCAGUCCUGCCCUCUCGGGUUAGUCUCUCUGAGAGGUGAAGGUACAGUCGCAGUGAGAUCCUCCAGCCUGUUUGCUGUCAAUAUGGCGCGUGUUGAGACAUCAUCCAACAGGCCCUACCACCUGGUUAUCUUCGGAGCCUCUGGGUUCACGGGGCAGUUUGUGGUGGAGGAGGUGGCGCGGACUGUGUCCGAGGGUCCGAAAGGGAACCUGAAGUGGGCCGUGGCGGGCAGGAGCAGGCAGAAGCUGGAAAAAGUUCUGGAGCAGGCCGCCGCAGUCCUCAGUAAGUCCGAGCUCAGGUCAGAGGUGGACAUCAUCGUGGCCGACGUAGAGGAACCAGACUCCCUGGCAGCCAUGUGCAAACAGGCUGUAAUUGUUCUCAACUGUGUGGGCCCUUACAGGUUCUAUGGCGAGCCAGUGGUCAAAGCCUGUGUGGAGAAUGGAGCUCACCACAUUGACAUCAGUGGAGAGCCUCAGUUUCUGGAGGGCAUGCAGUUGAACUACAGCAGCCAGGCAGCUGACAAAGGUGUGUACAUCAUAGGCAGCUGUGGAUUCGACUCCAUACCCGCAGACAUGGGAGUCCUCUACACCAAGGACCAGUUCAAGGGAACGCUGACUGCAGUGGAGAGCUUCCUGACUGUCGGCUCAGGCGAUGAUGGUGGAUGUAUCCACGAUGGCACGUGGCAGUCGGCUAUCUACGGUUUCUCCGACGGCCAGAAGCUCCAGAGUCUCAGGAGGAAGUUUAAUCACAAACCUCUCCCUAGUAUCGGCUCUAAGCUUAAACGCAGGGGAUCCUUGUUCUUCAGUAACGAGAUUCAGCAGUAUACAGUGCCGUUCAUGGGCUCCGAUCCGUCCGUUGUAAAGAGAACUCAGCGCUUUCUGGUGGAGGAACAUCAGGACAAACCGGUUCAGUAUGGAGCUUAUGCGGGAAUAGGAGGUAUUGGCAACAUCAUCAAGCUGAUGUUUGCUGGCAUGAUGUUCUGGGUCUUAGUCAAGUUCAGUUUUGGACGCAAUCUACUAAUCAAGCACCCAGAGUUCUUCUCCUUUGGAUUCUUCUCCAAGGCCGGACCAACUAGAAAGCAGAUGGACGAGUCAUCCUUCCAGUUUGCUUUCUAUGGAGAGGGCUACACAGACGGUCAGGACCCCUCCCAGGGAAAACCGAACGGGAAGAUCUGCACACUGGUUCAGGGACCAGAGUGUGGAUAUGUGGCCACGCCCAUCGCCAUCGUACAGGCUGCUCUAACAAUGCUCAACGAACCCACAGCCUUACCCAAGACGGGAGGAGUUUAUACUCCAGGAGCUGCUUUUGCAAAAACCACACUGACGGACCGUCUCAACAAACACGGCAUCAAGUUUUCUGUCGUCUAAAGUUUGUCCCCCCUCUGAUGCCGUACUCCAGGUUUUCUCAGCGCUUACUAAUAUGCAUAACAACUGGAAAGUGGAACUUUUGAGGAGUUAUUUAAUCACAAGCACUUUCAGAUGAAGUUCUAACACUUUUUUUCGCGGUACUUUCCGCAUUUGUCUUUUUCAUUUGGUCAGAAACUUGCCAGUCUCCUUUUGGCUUGAUUGUACCAAUAACCCUCUGCUAGUGAGACAGCAGCAUCUUCUAGGCAAGGUUUUAUGUGAACGGGUUUAACAUGGUCGUCCACAAGCUAACAACAGGAGGAUUCUGUCCAGGUUCACUUUAUGUAGUUAAUCAUAUUUGUACUUAAUUGAACAUAAAUGGAUUCUUACCAGUCUCUCUCUACCACUGUACACUAUCAGGAGGUAGGAGAGAAAACGUGUAGAUGGCCCUUUCAUUAUACCAAAGAUUGGUUUGUAAUAUUUUGUGCAGACAAAAAAUAAUUAAUAAAGAUCUAACAGUGUAUUCAUGAGAUUAAACUAUAUCCACAUCUGGAUACAAAAAAAGUGGCAACGACUUCAUGUUGUAGUCAAUAGGGCAUUAACCUGCACAGGACACCCCCUGUUAUUAAAUAGCAACAGUAGGAUAGCUUCAUAGUAUAAAAUGUAAUGAUCCUGGACUAUUUUCCAUGGCAGGAUUGAGCAUUUGUAAAAUAGUUUGCUCGAAUUGUUGCUCGAGGUGUAGCAAACGUAAUGAAGGUGUCGGCUGUAAAAUGUAACUUCUAGAAUCUUUUUAAAUGUUGUCCUUGUGCACAUGAAGCUACUGUAUGUCAAAAGGACACUAACUAGGUAGUUGUAUGUGUCAGUGUAGACGCAGUGUGUGUGUGUGUGUGUGUGUUUGCACGUGCAAGCUUGUCUUUCCUGGCUUGUUCGCUAAAAAUCGUAAAAGCUUUUUGAUGGUUAUAAGUUUCACAAUCAUUCUGCUUUCUAUGAGCCUUGUCAGAAAAUGCAUCCAGUUGUUCGUGCACAAAACUCCAUGAGACUGACGGAUUCCAUCUGCUGUUUGGUUCAGUGUGUUGAAAGUUUGAAGAAGCUACAUUGAUAACGUUGAUUUCAGUGCUUGUUUUUCAUGUUUGAGCGUUAUGGGCAUGUGAGAAAUGUUCGGGGGUUUUGUUUUUGUGUGCUUUGCUUUGUGUUGGACUCUUGAAUAAAACCAACUCUGAGAAAAG
Cyclopterus lumpus (lumpfish) is the source of this 2758-nucleotide messenger RNA. RefSeq names its product saccharopine dehydrogenase-like oxidoreductase. NCBI's taxonomy places the organism in Eukaryota, Metazoa, Chordata, Actinopteri, Perciformes, Cyclopteridae. The transcript has 12 exons. Gene Ontology annotation, cellular component: lipid droplet; plasma membrane; mitochondrion. The record is from RefSeq and is a predicted model, not a curated record. Gene Ontology annotation, biological process: glycolipid biosynthetic process. Bases 273 to 1556 code for a protein of 427 amino acids.